Messenger RNA from Morchella sextelata, 804 nucleotides. RefSeq lists its product as uncharacterized. The record is from RefSeq and is a predicted model, not a curated record. Bases 1 to 804 code for a protein of 267 amino acids. The transcript is spliced from 5 exons. Lineage: Eukaryota; Fungi; Ascomycota; Pezizomycetes; Pezizales; Morchellaceae.
AUGCCUCCAUCGACGGUGAUGGAUCCAAGUACGCAGGAGGACUGUUUCCAUGCAAUGCAAAUCUUCACCCGAAUGAAAAACCAAAAACGCCUGUUCCAAGAAGAUAGCAAUCCCUCUCGAGAGAUGCAAAAACAACACAAGCGGGCUCGAGUUACAGACGUCGAAAAAUCAAGAACUGAGCAAGAAAACGCAGCCACGAGCACCGAUGAUGACGAGAAAGGUGAAUACGCCCCGACCGCUGCGAGUGAUAAAUCAUCCAAGAAUAAAAAGAGUGUCUUCCUGCCACUUGAAGGAAGGAAUAUCCGAUUUCUGCACCUCCGGCACCCGGAGAACGGGCCCCUCGAAAGGGUUAUGUUUGGCGUUACCCCGCGGCUUCUCUGGAGAUAUGCGAGCAGCAUCCAUAUCCCAUGGGGUAACCCAAUCUACACGCGAACCCCACCCCCACCUAUCUCUAAACGCGGACGUAGUGUCUCACCUCACGUCGAGUCUCUCAGAGGCCCUUCCCCGACGCAUUUCCGCAGCAUGGGCAGCGGUGAUACACCUCCGGAGGUCAAUCGUAUGGCUCACGGUGCUCACUGGACCUACGAUUACUGGUUCUAUGACGCCGAGCAGGAGCAUUCGGAAGAUGGCGAGGAUGAUGACGAAGAUGAGGUGACCGAGAAAGAUCGCUAUGGCCUACAGACCCCUCCGUUCUGGUACAUCGAUGAAGAUAUUUAUGGCCGUCCGAUUAAUAGUAAAAUGGAACCAUUUACGUUCACUCCGUGGAGCCCUCCUCUUGGAUAUUCCCGAGAAGCUCCUUAUUGA